Molecule: messenger RNA, 1570 nt
Organism: Gigantopelta aegis
Lineage: Eukaryota; Metazoa; Mollusca; Gastropoda; Neomphalida; Peltospiridae
Product: golgin-45-like
Exons: 7
Coding region: 139-1503 (454 amino acids)
Biological process (GO): Golgi to plasma membrane protein transport; Golgi organization
Cellular component (GO): Golgi membrane
Source: RefSeq, a predicted model, not a curated record
GUUAUAUCGAGUUGUUUGUUUAUUUCCAACUGGUACUGGACCAAAUAUUAAUUUAUUUACACAACUGCUUAAAAAACUAUGGUUGAGUGUCAUACGACUGAUACGUCACAUUACGUGUAAUUCUAGUCAAUAAAGAACAUGCAGAACAAAGAAGUGCCUGGUGGACAAGAAACAGUGCUGUUAAGAUACCCACUUCCCAAGUAUGACUUUCAGGGACGAAAACUUGCUAAAACGCCAGCUGAAAUGACCGAUAAAUGUCGAACCAAUUUAAUACAAGAAACUGGUUUAACGACUGAAGUUUCCAAAAAGCAUGACAGUGACCAUGGGUUAAAGAAUGAAAAAGAUGCCAAAAAUAUGAAAGAGAAGGAAAUCAGAACACAAAAUAUCAGUGUUUGUAGCAGCGUCAAUAACGUACAACCGAUUUCUUCAAGCUCUAGUCAGACUGUUCAACCACAGUCAAAUAUAUCUUCGGCUGUAAUGGGUCAUCGUACAGAAAUUUUGUCGUCAAACACCUCUCAGUCUUGUACCGUGUCCAUAGAUACACAACCAGUGUGUGUAAGCUGCCGUUCUACCAAAGAGAAAGACAAUUCAAGUGGUUUUUCUGAACAUCGCACAAUUCAAGUAUCUUCCAGUUCCUCAAGGUAUGAACCUGCCAAGUCUUCCGGUCCUGGUGGAAGUCCGUCGUCUCAGUGGCAAACUCAACAAGCAUUUUUAUUAAAUAGUAAUCAAGAAUCGAAGUUGAGGGAAGAAAAUGAAUCUCUGAAAAGUCAACUGACUGUUCAGUUGAAGGUGAAUUCUGAGUUGAAGAAACUGCUGAUAGCAUCGGUUGGCGAGGAGCUGGAGACGAGAGUUGAAAGACUUGUCAGGGAUAAGGCGGAGCUGUCUGAAGAAGUGGGGGGAUUUACAAAGAAAGUGACAGAAGACUACGAGAAUCUCGAUAAGAUCUCCAUCCAGGCCGACAUGUGGAGGAGCAAGUUCCUAGCCAGCAGGGUAAUGGUGGAGGAACUAGCUAGUGGGCGGGCAUUUUACGCCAUGCAGUACCAGGAAUCCCAGGAUGCACUGCAGCAGCUGUUGACGGAAAGACACGAAGUUCGUGCUCAUCUACUUGAAUGUUACAGAGUUCUACAACAAGUGAAAGGUGCCUUUGAUCCGCUGAACACUCACCGCUCCUCACACCUGCCUUCCACCAACGUGAUCGAUCUGUCUAAACAGGCACACCAGCUUGCCGAGGCAAUUCGAUUCCGGCUGUUGCCUGGGCAACUCAACCUCCAAACUGUGAUAGAUAUAGACAGCGACAGCGAGAUGACUCAUGCGGAGCGCUUUGCUCAGGAUCUUGUGUCAAGACCUAUCAACCCCGACGCAGUGCCUUGUUCUGCGUCAUCUUCGUUUAAACUGUUUGGACCAGAAUGUUCCAGAAUCGACCGCUUCCAUCCAGAAGUGAACUUUGAAAACCUCACAUUCAACUGCUGUGCUCAAUGCAAGGGUGAAAUUAAUGUUGUGUAAUCCGCAGGGCUUCUAGAUUAUGGUAGCCCCACUCCCAUGGCUAGUGAUAUUCAGUGUCGGGCUAGUA